AUGGAAGUGAAAGACCAAAGACAAGAACUGGAGGAAUUUAAGGAGGAACAUCAUGACUUAAUAAUUCAAGAAACAAAAGCCAAAAAGCUGCACACCUGCACUCAGUGUGGAAAGAGUUUCACACUGAAAGUAAACCUUAAGAUACACAUGAGAAUUCACACUGGAGAGAAACCGUAUACAUGCACUCAGUGUGGAAAGAGAUUUUCUCAAGCAUCAAAUCUAAAACAACACCUGAAAGUUCAUUCAGAUGAGAAGCCUUAUGUGUGUUUCUGUGCAAAGAGAUUUUCAAGACUGAACAGUUUUAAACGGCACCAGAAAACACACAAUGAAGUGAGAGAUCAUGUGUGUUGUGACUGUGGGAAGAAAUUUACUACAGGUGACAAUCUGAAACUGCACCAAAGAAUUCAUACUGGAGAAAAACCUUACAAGUGCUCAUACUGUGACAAGAGUUUCACUCAUUCUGGAAACCUGAAAGAACACGAGCGACUUCAUACUGGAGAGAAGCCGUACUACUGUACUCAGUGUGAGAAGAGUUUUUCUCAAGCAUCAUCUUUCAGUCAUCAUCUGCGUAUUCAUUCCGGAGAAAAACCAUUUAACUGUGAUCAGUGUGGUAAAGAUUUUCAUGCAUCAUCACAACUAAAAAAACACCUGAAAGUUCAUUCAGAUGAGAAGCCUUAUGUGUGUUCUCUCUGUGGAAAGAGUUUUUCACGACUGAAGAGUUUUAAAGUGCACCAAAAAACACAUAAUGAAGUGAGAGAUCAUGUGUGUUGUGACUGUGGCAAGAGCUUUCUUACACCUGGCCAACUGAAACGGCACCAAAGAAUUCAUACUGGAGAAAAACCUUACAAGUGCUCAUAUUGUGACAAGAGUUUCACUCAGUUGGGAACACUGAAAACACACGAGCGACUUCAUACUGGAGAGAAGCCGUACCAGUGCACUCAGUGUGAGAAGAGUUUUAGACAUUCAUGUAGUUUUCUCAGUCACAUGAAGAAAUAUCAUAAGUCAAGGGUUUGA
Molecule: messenger RNA, 1014 nt
Organism: Rhinichthys klamathensis goyatoka
Lineage: Eukaryota; Metazoa; Chordata; Actinopteri; Cypriniformes; Leuciscidae
Product: zinc finger protein 239-like
Exons: 1
Coding region: 1-1014 (337 amino acids)
Source: RefSeq, a predicted model, not a curated record